AUGUUGCUUGCUUUAAUUUUGUUCAAUUUGCUUUCGCUGUUUGGGGCGGACGCGGGAAGGCAGAGGCGGUACCUCGUGUACCCAGACGGUGGCCCAGCCAGAGCACAGUUCAUCAUCGGUCUCGGUGUGCCAGUGGACCUGAAAGAGCAGUCAGUUACCGUCGGUACAGUAAUAAAGUUCCAAUAUGAUUUGCCUACAAACAGUACUGAAUACACAAGUAGGAUCUACGGUUUCGCUGAAACAGUCUCGAGGGACAUGAACGGAGACAAUCCAACAAAAGACGUUUCAAAUGAAAUAGAUUCAGACGAGUCAAGACAAAUAGAUGAGACAGAAGAUCUUGUAACAGAGGAACCCGAGGGAGACAACGAUACGUUAGUCGAUCUCACUUUUGAUGAUAGACGAAAGAGGUCCCUCGUUUAUUCUGAGAAUGCUGUCCUAAUCACUGACAGUAGUACUGCUAGUAAUGAUUUGUCUUUAGAAGAAGCGAUUAGAAAGCAAGAAAUGAUUGAUCAGAACGCUUUGGAAGAAGAAGAGGAGCCACAAAGAAUGAAUCGAUGGGACUUCUACAAAGUUAUAGAACGGAUGGUUGAAAGGUACGGGUAUUCAGGCCGGCCGUGCUUGCUUCGAACAAUCUGCGAGGCUGCAGAGGUACCAUUCACCCAUGAAAACGGUUUGCUCGGCGAAAUUGGACAUAUUCUAUUCACGCCAUCUACAACGAAGGACACAUUGUCUCAUCACACAGAUAAUGAAUAUCAUGCAGCUGAGAGGCUGGGCAGAGAGACGGGAGUCAAUUGUGAGGAUCUCUUCCCGGAAUGUGAAGGUUCCAUUCUAGAAACCUUUACACAGAUAGGAGAGGACAUUGCAUAGAUUUGGCUUCCUGUAA
Molecule: messenger RNA, 883 nt
Organism: Spodoptera littoralis (African cotton leafworm)
Lineage: Eukaryota; Metazoa; Arthropoda; Insecta; Lepidoptera; Noctuidae
Source: the annotation of a GenBank genome assembly